This is a messenger RNA of Microtus ochrogaster (prairie vole), 5698 nucleotides long. It is a transcript of the gene Cfap65, whose product is annotated as cilia and flagella associated protein 65. Gene Ontology annotation, cellular component: cytoplasm; sperm flagellum. Lineage: Eukaryota; Metazoa; Chordata; Mammalia; Rodentia; Cricetidae. Gene Ontology annotation, biological process: sperm axoneme assembly. The record is from RefSeq and is a predicted model, not a curated record.
UCUACGGAGAUGCCAGCAUGGCGGCAGCAUGAGUUCUGAACGUUGGAGCUCUGCCGAGAGAACUCUGGACUCAUAUUGUUGGGAAUUUCUGACUUGGCUAGAUGCUCAUCCGGGCAAACUCCGGCCACACCAUGAGGCCCAGAGACAGCGGAGACUACACUAUGAACGAUGGGUCAUUCCUGAGUGCCAGCACCCUGGCAAGCAGCAGUGUCACUACCCAGCUAACAAGUCCCCCGGACAGGAAGAUAUGCAUCACCAAGAAACAAAAUGACGGGAAGAAGAGGGUGGUCUGGGGCAUCGAGGUUGCCGAGGAGCUGCAGUGGAGAGGCUGGGAGCUGGGCAAGGAGACCACGAGGAACCUGGUUCUGAAAAAUCUCUCUUUGAAAAUCCAGAGGAUAAAAUACAGGCCUCCCAAGACCAAGUUCUUCUUCACCAUCAUCCCUCAGCCCAUCUUCCUGAGCCCAGGCAUAACCCUCGCACUCCCCAUCAUCUUCCGACCUCUAGAAGAGAAGGAAUACACGGACCAGCUGUGGCUUGAGAAAGAAGAAGGGGUGUUCUGUGUGUCUCUGAAGGCCACCUUGCCCUGCCACAAGCUGGUCUGCCCAACAUCUCUGCAACUGCCCAUAUGUGCCAUUGGGGACACAGUGGAGACUUGGUUCUGUCUGAACAAUGUGGGGGACCUGCCCACCUUCUUCACCUGGGAAGUCCCAAACCCAUUCCAGAUACUUCCCAGCACGGGGUUAUUGGAGCCAGGCCUGGGUUGUAGAAUCAAAGUGACCUUUGAGCCCCUCAUAGCUGUCAUCCAUGAAGUCGAGGCACUGUGCUGGUAUGGAAAGGGCACCAAGCAGAAGAACAGCAUACAGAUCCAGGCUGCAGCUAAAUGUGCACAGCUGCUGGUGAGCAUAAAGCACAAGCAGUCGGAGGACCAGGAUGCCGAGGGCUUCCAGAAGGUGCUGCACUUCGGUUCUGUCUCCGUGGGCUGCACCGUGGAGCGGCAGAUCAGGCUGUACAAUCCAUCCAUGGUUAACGCCCCAUUCAAGAUUGAAAUGUCUGAAGACAUGCUGACCAAAGACCAUGCCUUCUCAUGCUCCGUGGGCCAAGGUAUUGUGCCCCCAGGAGAGAAGAAAUGUCUGUCGGUGUUCUUCCACCCCAAAACCUCGGACAGCAGAGCCAUAGACUACUUCUCCAUUGUGCCUUCUGGUCGUGCCUCCCAAACUGUGCUCCAAGUCGUUGGUCUCUGUAAAGGUCCUGAUGUAUGUCUGCAGCACUACUGUGUCAACUUCAGCUGGGUCCAGCUCGGGGAGCACUCAGAGCAGACCCUGUGGAUCGAGAACCAGUCGGACUGCUUGGCUCACUUCCAGUUUGACAUUGACUGCCAGGAGAGUGUCUUCAGCAUCAGGCCCGCCUUCGGAAGCCUGGCAGGCAAAACCCGAAUGACCCUGCACUGUGCCUACCAGCCCACACACCCGAUCAUCUGCUUCCGGAGGGUGGCCUGUCUCAUCCACCACCAGGACCCACUGUUUCUGGACCUGAUUGGGACCUGCCACUCAGACAACACCAAGCCAGCCAUUCUGAAGCCUCAGCACCUCACCUGGUACCGAACACACCUGGCUCGGGGCUUGACGCUUUACCCUCCUGAUAUCCUGGCUGCCAUGCUAAAAGAGAAAAGGCUGGAACAGGAUGAGAAUGGGGCCCUCAUGUUGCCCACUGCGUCUCUCCCUGUGCAGGACCUGGAGGACUUGCCGGCCCCGAAGUACCCCCAGAUCCCCCCCAUGAUGGAGUACUUUUUUGACGGCACAAGGGACCUGGCUGUCUUUCCCCCGGCUGUCAGUCUAGAGCCUUUUGAUGUGGACUUUGGUGCCUGUCCUGGGCCUAAGGCCCCCAACCCUAUUCCCUUGUGCCUGAGGAACCAUACCAAGGGCAAGAUCACCGUGGUCUGGACUCGCAGAUCUGAUUGCCCUUUCUGGGUGACCCCGGAAACUAGUGAUGUGCCCCCACUCAAGUCCAUAGCUCUGCGCCUGCACUUCCAGCCAGCCUCCCCCAACUGCCUCUACGCUGUGGAGCUGGAAGCCUUUGCUCUUUAUAAGGUCCUUCAGAGCUACAGCAAUAUUGAGGAGGACUGCACAGUGGCCCCAUCCUGGUGUCUGAAGAUCCGAGCUCGAGGACACAGCUAUUAUACUGCCUUAGAGCACCACAUCCCCCAGUAUUCCCUGGAUGCACCCAAGAUGUUCCCAGCAGUGUCUUCUGGGGAGCCUUCCUACAGAAGUCUGCUUUUGGUCAACAAAGGCCCCAUGCUGUUGACCUUCAGCCUGGCUCCCAACAGCAGCUCAGACAUUACCCUGAGGCCCUCCUCAGGCCUUGUGGCUCCUGGGGCCCACCAGGUCUUCCUUAUCAGCACGUACCCCAAGGGCACCUCAUGGAAGCAGCACAUUUUCUACCUGCAAUUCAACUUUUACCCCCAGUAUCUCAAGGAAGUGAGCAUGCAGAGCAGAGAGGAGCCCCUGCAGCUGAAGCUGGACACCCGCAAAAGCAUCUUCUUCAAGCCUACCUGGGUGGGCUGUUCCUCCACCAGCGACUUCACCUUUCACAACCCCUCACGGCUGCCUCUGGAGUUCGAAUGGAGAGUCUCUCAGCAGCACCAAAAGAUGCUGGCGGUCCAGCCCUCCAAGGGCAUCAUCCGUCCUAACGAGAACCUUACGCUGACAUGGAUCUUCAGCCCUUUGGAGGAGACCAAGUACCUGUUCCGAGUGGGGAUGUGGGUCUGGGAAGCCAGACAGUCCCAAAAGACCAAUUCCCGAGCCACCAUGCACUACUGGAUUCGGCUGGUGGGCAUGGGCGUUACCGGAUGCCUCUCUGCAAAGCCAAAGGAGCUGGACUUUGGGAACGUGCUGGUAAACAGCCGGGAGGUCAAGUCUUUGGUGCUCCUGAACGACAGCAACUGCACCCUCUAUUACCGCCUGGUCCUGGAGCAGCAGGGGCCCAAGGACUUCAACAAUGACCCCUGUGCUCUAGAAUUGAACCGGUUGGAGGGGACCAUGCCGCCUCAUUCCCAGGAUACCAUCUACCUGACUGCCUGUCCUAAGAACCGGUCCCAGUAUUCCUGGACCAUUAGCUACUGUCUCCUGUCCCACAGAGAUAGCGUGGCUGGCGAAACGCAGAAGCUGUGCCAUGUCUCCCUGGUAGCUGUGUACCCUUUACUCUCCAUCCUGGACAUCUGCUCCAUGGGCAGUGCUGAGGGCAUCACUCGGAAGCACCUGUGGCACCUCUUCUCCCUGGACACACUCAAUAGUUACUUGUCACGUGACCCAACCCUCACAGAGCUCACCUACAAGGUGCCUACCCGGCACAGCUUGAGCCCUACGCCCCCUGUCUUCACUCCUCUGAAGCUGGACUUCAAUUUCGGAGCAGCGCCACUAGAUGCCCCACCGUCAGUGGUACUCCUGGUACUGAAGAACAGCGGACUGGUGUCCCUGGACUGGGCCUUCCUCUUUCCAAGCGACCAGCAGCUGGAUCUGGAUCUGUGGGUGGAGCAAGCCGAGCUUAGCUGCACUGAGCUCCACCAAAUGCGUGCAGAGGAUAAUUGCCUCUUCUCCAUCAACCCCAAGGCUGGGACCCUGAGCCCUGGGCAGGAGCAGAUGGUGGAGUUCAAAUACAGCCACUUGUUCAUUGGCACUGAUCGCCUCUCUGUGCUCUUCAAGGUGUCCCAUGGACGGGAGAUCCUGCUACACUUCAUAGGCGUGACAGUAAGGCUGGAGCAGAAGUACGUGCACUUCACCUCCACCAGUCACCAGUUCAUCCCUGUCCCCAUUGGGGACACCCUGCCCCCUCGCCAGAUUUAUGAGCUAUAUAACGGUGGCUCGGUACCUGUGACGUACGAGGUCCAGGUGAACGUUCUGUCACAAGUUCAAGAAAAAAAUUUUGACCAUCCUAUUUUCUGCUGCCUGAACCCCAGAGGGGAGAUCCAGCCAGGCACCACGGCUCGGAUCCUGUGGAUCUUCUCACCCAUCGAGGCCAAGACCUACACAGUGGAUGUACCCAUACACAUCCUCGGAUGGAACUCAGCUGUCAUCCGCUUCCAAGGAGUGGGAUACGACCCCUACAUCAUGGGUGACACUGCUCCUUUCCACAACAUCUCCUCAUGGGACAACAGCUCCAUAUACUCUAGACUGAUGGUUCCUGGGCAGAACGUCUUCCUGUCCCAGUCUCACAUCUCCCUGGGAAACAUCCCUGUGCAGACCAAGUGCAGCCGCCUGCUCUUCCUCAACAACAUCUCCAAAAGUGAGACAAUUGUCUUCGCCUGGCAGCCAAGGUCCUUAGACUUCGGAGAGGUAACUGUGAGCCCCAUGGAAGGAGAGGUGGGUCCUGAAGAGGCCACCCCAAUCCUGGUGACCCUGAAGGCCUCAGUUCACGCCAGCUUCUACAGCAUGGACCUGAUAUGCAAGGUCUACCGGCAGGAACUCAUGCAUCAGUACCACAAGGACUUACAGGACUGGAAUGAGGAGAAGGCUCGGCAGGAGGUGGAGUUCACCAUCACAGACAUGAAAGCGAAGAGGAGAGCACCUUGCACAGCCUGUGAACCCGUGAAGAAGUACAAGACCCUGCCUCCCAUCACAAACCAGCCAUCUCUCAGCCGACCUGCCAGCUGGAACCUGAAGCUGGCAAAGGAGGAGACAUCGUGGCCGUGUCCUCAACCACCGGUGCCAGGCCUGCUCUGUCUAGGCCUCACCGCAAGGGCCCAUGCCAUUGACUACUACCUGGCCAACUUCUUCUCUGAGUUUCCCUGCCACUUCCUGUACCGGGAGCUGCCAAAGAAGAAAUUAUGCAGAGAAGAAUCAAAAGGUUUUGAGGAAGAACCCCCUGAUAAGGAGGAGCCUGUCUGGAGGCAGAAGAAGCAGCUUCUGGUUGACUGUCUCACGGCCAUCAUCAGAGGCCUGCUGGAAGACAAGACUUUCCAGGAGGCUGUGGACCAAAGUCUGGUGGAGCAAGUUCCUUACUUCUGCCAGUUCUGGAACGAGCAGUCAGCCAGGUUCCUGGCCCACAAGAGCAGCUUGUACUUAAUGCCAAUCCUGUCCCUGCCCUCCAGCUGCUAUGAGAACGGGAAAGGCAAAGAGCAGGAGGAGGACAAUUGCAGCUCAGGGAAGGAUGCAGAAGAGGAAGAGGAUGAAGAUGAGGAGGAGGAGGAAGAGGAGGAGGAGGAGGCAGAAGAAGAGGAAGAGGAGAGAGAUGAUGAAGAACUGAGCAAGGAGGAAAUGGAAGAGGAGAUAGACAAAGGGGUAAAGCUGACCUGGUCAGAGAUCAAGGCCACUUCACAGCCCACUGGGUCCCAGCAGUCCCUGCAGUGGCAAUGGCAGCAGGAUCUGAAAACGAUGGUAAAAGAGGAGCAAGAAAAUGAUGAGAAAGAAGCCAUUGGAAGGCUACCAGCCUUCCUCAACCUGCAGGAGGCGAUACUAGAGAACAUGAUCCAGAACAUUCUGGUGGAGGCAAGCCGUGGAGAGGUGGUGCUCACAUCGAGGCCCCGAAUCAUCGCCCUGCCACCAGUCAGCUUGCACAGGCCAGACAUCCUGUUGCCCACGCAACAAGGAGAAGUACUUUGCUCUGAGAUGCAGCAACCUACUACCAACUGUUUGCUGGGGUCAGCAUCCAGCCCCUCUUACGUUCCUGCCUAAAUUCCCCUUGUCCUGCUAGUAAAACAUUUAGU